Messenger RNA from Nycticebus coucang (slow loris), 815 nucleotides. RefSeq names its product elongin-B-like. Gene Ontology annotation, cellular component: elongin complex; VCB complex. Lineage: Eukaryota; Metazoa; Chordata; Mammalia; Primates; Lorisidae. The record is from RefSeq and is a predicted model, not a curated record. The coding region runs from base 83 to 334 and encodes 83 amino acids. The transcript has a single exon. Gene Ontology annotation, biological process: transcription elongation by RNA polymerase II.
UGUCGGGUUGCGCGCGCGGACUGCCGGGAACGGGGCGGAGCGCGUCCCCGCCGGCGCGUGGAGGGAAGAGGCAGCCGCCGCGAUGGACGUGUUCCUCAUGAUCCGGCGCCACAAGACCACCAUCUUCACGGACGCCAAGGAAUCGAGCACAGUGUUUGAGCUGAAGCGCAUCGUCGAGGGCAUCCUCAAGCGGCCGGCCCAAGGAGCAGCGACUGUACAAGAUGAUGCCUUCGAGGCCUUACGCAUCAAGCCCUUCUCCAGCCCACCAGAGCUACCCGAUGUGAUGAAGCCCCAGGACUCAGGAAGCAGCGCCAAUGAACAGGCUGUACAGUGAGGGCCCCUGACCUGCCCCCAAAAGGCCCAUCUCCCCCCCCCCCCAAUAAAAGAGAUUUGGGUGUCAAAAAAAAAAAAGAAUUCCACGAUUCAAUUUUGAUGUCUAACACCUGCCAUCAUGGAAGGAAUGAAAGCCUUGGAGUCACACAGAUCUACUUAUAAAUCUUAGCUCUGCCAUGUAAAAAGUAUAGAAUGGUUUGAGUUGAAAUACGUUCUUCUUACUAAAGUAUCUCAAGAAUGGAAAAACAAGUAUCCAAUGUACUCCACACUAAUAUGAAGCCAGUAGAUGAACUGAUAUACCCACACACAAGAGAAAAACUCACUUCAAUUUAAGUUGGCAGGAAGGGGAAAGAGAUGAGGAGAAGGACUGGUGUGCUCCCACCUAAUAUAAUGUGCACAAUAUAAGGGUAUAUGGCACACCUCCUGGGGCGUGCCAGACACAAGUACAACAGGGACUUUACCUAAUAAAUGCAGACAUUGUU